GUCGCUGCCUACUAAAAUUCUCUGUCCUUGUCUUAUCCAUUACGAAGAUGUGGAAAACGUUUGGCGGGUAAGGAUAACCGGGUUUUGAUAAUGGAUCGUUGAAGAUGUAAAAUCGUUUGUUAAAAGUUAUGGCUAACCGAAAAAGUUCAAACAGACGAUCUUCCAAGUAUAGUAAAGGCAGUGUUGGUUCCGACGUGUUAGAUCCGAAUACGGAUAUUUUGGGUGAUGAACAACCGUAUUGGUGGAGAAAUUUGGAAAAUAAUACAAUAGCACGACCGUCUACAGAUUCGACAGUUUAUAAUCAGACGAGUAGACGUUUGAAUUCUGAUUCGUCUAUAAGAACCAGCAAAGUGGACGAUGGCUGGUGGAAGAUAUUGGAAGGAACAACGCGUACUUCUAAAUCCCUCUCAAAGAAUAAAGAUCAAUUGAAAAAUGAUGCGGACAAUCGUGUAACAACAAUGUCAGAAUCGGACGAGGAAACGAUAAUUGCGAAAAGGAAACCUCAACUACAGACCAAAGCUAGGAAGACUCAAACCAACGCAUUCUUGAAUGCUUUGAACGACUCCAAGGAUGAAACUUUACCGAAAUCCAACUCUGCAAUUCGGAGGAAUACUUCUUCACGCGAAUCUGCGUCAGUAAAUCACAUGCCCAGCGAUGCUAAACAUUCGAACAAAAGCAAGGAAUUAAAUUUAAGUUCGAGUUACAGUUCGAGCGAUAUCGUGAAGACGAAGCCUAAAAUAUUUCGAAACAGACAGAGAACCGGUAACGAAAACGCGUUCGGCGAUGUAUUAAAAGAGAACAAGGAAAAGACACUGUCAACAAGGAAAUCAAUAAGAAUAUCGUCGGUGGACGCGACAGGACCAUCGUCCGAGACGAAACUUCCGGUCGCAGCCAACUCGCCUGUGAUUGCGCCAGGAGAUGCGAGUAAAUUACCCUUGCUAUCGGAGAACGAUCCGGAUCUCUCAAACAUCUCGAUACCAAAAGCCUCGAGCACGCAGCUCGGGACCAGUGCUUUCUCUCAACAAGACAGCACGAAGGACAGUAACAACAGCGACACGGAGCACAUCGUACUGAAGCCCAAGUCGAAACUGUUGAAGCGUCGCGGUAGACUCACGGAGCAAAAUGCUUUCGAAAAAGUCAUCGACGAAGAGACGUCUGACCGAGACAAAGAAGAUCACGACGCUCGCGAAUCAGCAAAAAAGGAGGCUACGCUACUUCCGGAAGAGGACAAGCCUGUCGACGCGAAAGUAACCAGCAACGCAGCCAAGAACGACUUGGACACAUCCAGCGACACAUCGGACACGAGUUCCAGCUUUCGCCGACCCUCGAGGUUGAAGUCCAAGUUCUUGAACAGACCACGAAGGAGUCCGAGGAAGAAUCCUUUCCAGAGGAUUCUCGAAACGAGCGAAGACUCUACUGCGGAUCUCUCCAAGAACUCUAGAAAGAGCAACCUGACGAUAGAGAAUGUGAAGAAUGCACAGGCGCAGAACAGACGCAGCAGUAGUGGCUUGGGUUCCCAGGAAGCGCGCUCGAGAAGCUCAAGGAUCUCGGAAGUGAGCGAUGUCGAGAUAAUAGGAAACAUUCCCGAUCAAACUUCGCGUUCUUCCAAAGAUGAAGGUUCAAAGUAUGGAAGCGUCAAAGAUACCAGUGUAAGAGAUCCUGUCUCCACGGUGGAAGGUUCCAAUGUCAGCGUCCAUCGGAGAAGCGUUCCACCGAGUCAAGAUGGAGCUGGAUCGAAGGGAGACGAUAGAAGUACAUCGCGUGGAACGCGUGCAUUACUGACUGACCACGAGGAAGAAGAUGGCGCGGUCGUUCCACAAACACCAGCUAAAUCGGCAGCGACUGAUUCCCCGCUGACACGCGCGAAGGAUGUUUCGAAGAGGCUGAGCGGAGAACCGAACGAUGCACCGAAUCCAGUAGAAACUUCGAUACCGAGGCAAGCCAGGAACUCGAGAGGAUUGCGCGAGAGACAGUCGACGAACGAAGGGAACGUAGAGGACGUCCAGAAUAAGAGUUCGAUCAGAUCCGGAAGUAAAGCGACGUCGUCCGCGGUCGAAUUGGAUGAUACAGAUGACGUCGCGACGACCGCAGAACACAAGCGCCUCGACGGAUCUCAAAAGCGACCGAUGUCGACGGACGUUUCGUCCACUCCGCGGAGGAGAACCAGACGUUUGACCGACUCACGGACGCAGUUGACUCCGACGACUUCAAACAAAGAGGCAGCGGAGCGAGACGAGACCGGUCCAAGACGAAGCCGGAGUUUCGAGAAGCUUCAGAGGAAAUCGUCGCUGCGCGUCGACGGUAUCGAGAAGACUGAGGAAUCGGUUCGAACUCCUUCGAAGAGGCAGAGCAAAGGUCAGGCACGAGAGGCAGGUGCAGCUGGCGAAGCAGAGAGUCCCACGCGGAGACGAAGCAACAGGUUCAGCGAGGUUGAGAAACAAUCUACGUCGCGCGUCGCUGACGAAAUGGAAAGAGGUCAAACGCCGAAGGGACGAGGCAGAAGUAGCAGUCGAACUGAGAAGCAAACGGCUCUAAAUGCUUCCAACAAGGAGCUGAAGGAGAUCGAGGACGCCUCGCCGAGACGGAGCAAGAGG
Messenger RNA from Nomia melanderi (Alkali bee), 2594 nucleotides. RefSeq lists its product as uncharacterized. NCBI's taxonomy places the organism in Eukaryota, Metazoa, Arthropoda, Insecta, Hymenoptera, Halictidae. The record is from RefSeq and is a predicted model, not a curated record.